AUGGUGGCGGGGGGUUUGGGUGACAGCGGCGUCUGUCUGGGUCUCCUGGUCCUGAAGCAGCAGCAGCAGCAGCAGCGUCGGCUCGUCCUACUCCCGGGGCGGACAGGAGGAGGAGGAGGCUGGGGAGGCGAUGCCAGGCUGCAUCCUCUCAGGCAAGGGGGCCGGUCACUGCAUCUCCAGCGAAACGCGAUGCCCCGUGCCAAGUCCCACCGGCGGGCCCAGGCCCAGAAGCGGAGGAUGGCACAGCCGCAGCCAUGGACCCCCCAGCCGCCUGUCCCCGAGUUCGUUGCUCGGCGCGGUACAGGGUACCGCCAUCGCGUGCGGAGAUGGCCGACUUCGAAGCUGACCCAGCGGAGCUUCAAGUUGGUCACUCCUGCCCAGAAGCCGGACCAGAAGAUGGUGUUCGUCGUGGGAGACUCCCACCUGCGGGCCAUGGUGGAUGGGAUCGUCGCGAUGCCGGAGGUACCUCUGUGUUUUUCUUUUCUCUCUGUUCCAGGUGCGCAUGCAGCAGAGCUGAGGAAGGAGGUGUCCCACGCCGCUCUCCCCUGGACCCCGGACGUGGUGUGUGUGCUCGCCCCGAGCAACAACCUGACAGCCAGCAGGAACAUCGGAGAGGCGUCGCUGGACUUCGGUGCUCUCCUGGCUACAGUUUGCAACCGCUGGGCGAAGGUGUUCGUGCUGGAUUUCCCUCCACGCCUGAACAUCGAGCCUGGCCUGCAGGAGCUGUUCCGCCAGGAGUUCCGCCGUGUCGCAGCACGCAUGGGUCUCCCGUACGUGUCUGUGGCAGAGCACCUC
Messenger RNA from Myripristis murdjan (pinecone soldierfish), 795 nucleotides. RefSeq lists its product as uncharacterized. The record is from RefSeq and is a predicted model, not a curated record. NCBI's taxonomy places the organism in Eukaryota, Metazoa, Chordata, Actinopteri, Holocentriformes, Holocentridae. The transcript is spliced from 6 exons. The annotation marks the transcript as partial.